Molecule: messenger RNA, 1734 nt
Organism: Lotus japonicus
Lineage: Eukaryota; Viridiplantae; Streptophyta; Magnoliopsida; Fabales; Fabaceae
Product: aldehyde dehydrogenase family 3 member H1-like
Exons: 10
Coding region: 107-1570 (487 amino acids)
Biological process (GO): aldehyde metabolic process
Cellular component (GO): cytoplasm
Molecular function (GO): aldehyde dehydrogenase (NAD+) activity
Source: RefSeq, a predicted model, not a curated record
AAACUCCACAAGUUUCCACCACCACCUAUCCAAUUUCAAACUUGUCUAAUAAUUUCUUUUCGUUCUUCUCUUGAGGAAGACAACAACAACAGCAACAAUAAUUAUCAUGGGGGAAGAGUCAAAGAAGGUUUCGUUUGACGGUGAAGCAGCGUCGUUACUGGUGAAGGAGCUGAGGGGAAGCUUCAAUUACGGCACAGCGCGAAGCUACGAAUGGAGAGUGUCGCAGGUGAAGGCGCUUUUGAAGAUGCUGGAUGAGAACGAGGAGCAGAUCAUUGAUGCUCUUCGUUCCGACCUCGCCAAACCCCCACUCGAAACCGUUGUCUAUGAGAUUGGUAUGGUUAAAAACUCAUGUGAAAUCAUUCUGAAGGAACUGAAACAAUGGAUGAUGCCAGAAAAGGUUAAAACAUCACUCGCAACUUUUCCCUCUUCAGCUGAAUUAGUGCCUGAACCUCUGGGUGUUGUGUUAGUCAUCUCUGCAUGGAACUACCCAUUUUUGUUGUCUCUUGAUCCAGUGGUAGGAGCUAUAGCAGCUGGUAAUGCUGUGGUUCUAAAACCAUCAGAAAUUUCUCCGGCGUCAUCUUCACUGCUUGCAGAAUUGUUAGGGAAGUAUAUGGAUAACUCAUGUAUCAGAGUUGUUGAGGGGGGAGUUGAUGAAACCACAGCACUUUUGCGGCAAAAGUGGGACAAAAUUUUCUAUACAGGUAAUGGAAACGUGGGACGCAUAGUGAUGACUGCUGCUGCAAAACACCUUACACCGGUUGUGCUGGAACUUGGAGGAAAAUCUCCAGUUGUUGUUGAUUCAAAUGUCAACUUACCGGUAUCAGCUAGACGGAUAAUUGCAGGCAAGUGGGGGUGUAACAAUGGACAAGCCUGCAUUUCUCCGGAUUAUGUUAUAACAACAAAAGACUUUGCUCCCAAGUUGGUGGAUGCACUAAAGACUGAAUUGGAGAACUUUUUUGGAAAGAACCCAAUGGAAUCACAAGAUUUGUCCCGCAUUGUGAAUUCCCAUCACUUUGCUCGCUUGAUCAAGUUCUUGGAUGAUGAUAAGGUUUCUAGCAAGAUUGUUUAUGGAGGUGAAAAGGAUGAAAGCAAAUUAAGGAUUGCUCCCACUAUUUUACUGGAUGUUCCACGAGAUUCUCUGAUAAUGAGCGAGGAGAUCUUUGGUCCAUUGCUUCCCAUCAUCACGGUGAAUAAAGUAGAAGAAAGCUUCAAUGUGAUCAACUCAGGAACAAAGCCCCUCGCUGCAUAUUUAUUUACAACCAACGAGAAGUUCAAGCAGGAGUUUGUAAUGAACGUUUCAGCCGGGGGUUUGCUUAUCAAUGACACAGUCUUACAUCUUGCGGUUCCCAAAUUGCCAUUUGGGGGAGUAGGGGAUAGCGGAAUGGGUGGAUACCACGGGAAAUUCUCCUUUGAUGCUUUUACCCACAAAAAGGCAGUUCUUUAUCGCGGUUUUACCGGCGACGCGUCGGUUAGGUACCCACCAUACACUAAAACAAAACAGAGUUUGAUGAAGGCUCUUAUUGGUGGUGACAUUCUUGGCAUGGGUCGUGCUCUUUUUGGAUGGUCCUAGGUUUAAAUGUUUCUUGAAUCUGGCUGCUAUGAAUGUAUCUCUUUUCUUCUAGCUUUCUUGUACUUUAGUGUGCAGUUUGGUUUUGUUGUUAAUUAUUAUCAUUCUUUGGAAUAAACUCAUGUAGCCAUGGUUGUGCUUGGAAAAAAAGUAAAUUGGUUAUGUUA